AUGAAUGAGGCAUCUCGCAUCCUUAAGCAAAAGAAGCAGCACACGCUGUUCCUGCCCGGGGGCUCCCAGGACCCCCACGCUGGCUGCUGCGCGUGUGCCCGCUCGGGUUCCCCAGCAGCCCCACACAGACGCUGCGUCCCCUCUCGUUGGCAGUUCGCUAUCCCCCUCGAUUCCCCCUCUCCUCCGGGCUCCCUGUGGCAUUUGGAGGCUCCCACCGUCGGCUCCAAAUGUUUUCCAUAUUUGUUCAGCCUCCGUGAUUCAAAUACCGGGAGCGGCUCAGCCUGCGCCCAGCCCAGUGAGUUCCUGGGGGCCCCGCAGCCCACCCACCCACCGGCCAUGGGCCAGGACGAGCAACCACCAGCCCCCAACGCUCCCCAAGGCAAACCGAGUCAGGGGCCAACGGCGCCCGCCGGGGAGCAGGGCACCGCUUCAGGGGCCAAGAACGACCCGGGGCCGAAGAAAGGCAAAGGGGACCCCAAAGCGUGCCGGGAGGAGGAAGCCCGGACUUGCUGUGGCUGCCGUUUCCCACUGCUGCUCGCCCUGUUGCAGCUGGCCUUAGGCAUCGCUGUGACAACUGUGGGCUUUGUUAUGGCAGGCAUCAGCUCUUCCUUGCUAGUCAGAGAAACUCCAUUUUGGGCUGGGAUCAUUGUUUGUGUGGUAUCCUAUCUUGGCUUGUUCAUGCUCUGUGUCUCAUAUCAAGUGGAUGAACGGACAUGCAUCCAGUUUGCUAUGAAACUGUUCUAUUUUCUGCUGAGUGCCCUAAGCCUGAUCGUCUGUGUGCUGGCAGUGGCCUUUGCUGCCCAUCACUACUCCCAGCUCACACAACUGGUUUGCAAAAACACCCUUGAUUCCUGCCAGUGCAAAAUGCCCACGUCGGAUCCACUCAGCAGGGCCUUUGUUUACCAGGAUGUCAGUGACUGUACCAGCAUCACCAGCACUUUCAAACUCUUCCUACUCAUCCAGAUGGUUCUCAAUUUGCUCUGUGCCAUGGUGUGCUUGCUGGCAUGUUUCAUGAUGUGGAAACACAGAUACCAAGUCUUUUACGUGGGUGUCCGCUUGUGCUCCCUAACUACUUCUGAAGGCCAACAGCAGAAAGUCUAAUUUUUUUUCAUUAAAUGUUGGGGGAAGAAACAGCAGUGGCAAUAUUCUAGGCAACCUGAAGACCUAAGAGUUAAAAACUAACAAUGACAACAUUUUUUUGGCACUGAUUAAUGUGCAUAGGAUCUCAAUGAAUAUAUUUUUAUAUAUUUCAGUAAUACUAUUUCUAUUACAGAACAAAUUUUAAUGGGAAAAAAAUCUAGCAAACUAUAGGAUUGUAAAAGUAUAGCUCAACAUAUUAUCCCAAUAAAGCCGAUUCCUGAUUAUCCACAAUGGGGAAGGACAAUAGCAAUCAUUGAAAUCUGAAUAUAGUCGCUAACUGUCAUUUUACUCAUUAACUUUAGACCUCUUAGGCAGCUAGAUGGCAUAGUGAAUAGAGUGCCGGGCAUGAAGUCAGGAAGAUUCAUUCACCUUCCUGAAUUCAAAUUUGGCCUCAGACACUUAGUAGCUGCAUGACCAUGGGCAAGUCACUUAACCCUGUUUGCCUCAGUUUCCUCAUCUGCAAAAUGAGCUGGUGAAGGAAAUGACAAACUUCUCCAGUAUCUUUGCCAAGAAAAUCCCAAAUGGGGUCACAAAGAGUCGGACAUGAUUGAAACAACCGAACAACAACAAAAAUUGAUAUUCUAAACCCCCAAACAAAGCAUUUCCAAGGGACCCACUCUCCAAAUCCCAGAAAUACCCUCAACAUGCACUUUCCGCUUGGGAGCAUCUUCUUUUCCUGGCUUCCCAAAGGGCCAAGAGCUGCUUGAGCAGGUGUUACACUGUUCCCUACAGAUAUAUUCAUUUGUUUUUCAUCUCCUGUCAUCCAGUAGUGAAACAAAUUCAAAGGUGGGUCUCAAAAGGGAGGGCAGACAGUAAGAGGCCUGGAUAAACCACUGAGGUAAUUCUAAGAAACAAGAGGACAAAAGCCUUAUCAGUGUUUGGUGAAUUGAGUUACUAUGAACUGCAUGUCAAGUAGGUAUGUGCUUAUUUAGAGGCUUCUACUGGUGACUAGCUCCUGGAAAGCUGAAAGGGGACAAUAGGACUACUUUUAACACACCAGAAGUUAUUUUUAAUAAUCACAACUUGCCUUCCAUUGCAUCAAGCCAAUAGUUACAGCCAUUUUUUUUUAUUAAAUUGUUAUAAUUUAAUGUUCAGAGGUCUACUUAAUUAACCCUGGGUGCAUUUACCACGGCAUUAUUUGUAUUCCUGUGAAUUGUAAUCAUAAACAAAGAGGCCAAAAAGGGCUAUUUUUCCUGAAAGCCAAGCUUUACAAGGAAAGGAGAUUUAUAACUCAGGUUAAAAAAUAUAUAUGUAUUUAAACAAAAAUAGAAAGGAAUUACAAUGAGAAAUAUUAGUACUGCCAGUGCAUUUGAAAAUUAUCUGUCUUGGUAGCUAUUCUCUUGAAGAAUUAGGAAUGCCAAUAUGUUCAUAAAAUACUUAAGAUGCAAUCCUAUUAUCUAUGUACCGGCUGUCCCAAAAGUUUUAAUGCAGUUUUAAGCUACUAAAGCUGCCAAAGUUAAGCUUAAAACUGCAUUGAGACUUUUGGGACACCCUCUAUAUCCAGUCACUUUUAAGAAUCUAGGCAAUAUUUUAAAAUCCUUAUGCCAGCCCACUUAUAGUAAUGAUAGGCUUCUGUGACAUUGUAUACUAUCAUUACUGCAUAGUGGCAUUCAUUCAUCCAAGAAGCAUUUAUUGAGCACCUACUAUGUGCAAAGUGGUAUUAACAUUCUGUAAGUUUCAGGUACAAAACCCCUUUUUAAAACUGAAUUCAAUCCACUACUACAGUGUUAGUGCCUUCCUGAAAACGAUAGGAGGCAUAAAUAUAAAAGAACAUUCCCUAUGUAACAUUUAUGUUAGCAUGAAAGCACACAUUCAAGUUUUUCCUUCAGUAAUCCCCACAUACUUUUCUUGUUAAUAUUCUUAGCCAACUACAAAAUGGCAAAACUCCCACAAAAUCUUUUGUGACUUGGAAGACUAAUAAAUAAUUCCAAUAUGAUUGUGAAAAUGAAGUCUCUUUCUAUGUAAUGCCAAAUGUCUGGAUGAAAUAUGAAAAUUUCAUUCAAUCUCCCAGAUGUGUGCAAAUAUCUAGAUUAUUUUAGCUAAUAACACGAUUACUUUUUUUUUUACUUUUCAUCCAGAUAUUUUGACAUUUUGUAGAUAGAGCUGAGAUAGAAAAGUAAUAGGGAAAGGUUGGAGUGGGAGGAGAGGGAGAGAGAGAGAGAGAUCAGAAACAAUAGGAAUAGUCUUCUAGAGAUGGAAAUUUAACAACUAAGACUGUACAUACAUUGUACCAAGCAUCCUCACAGUUAACUGAACAACAACUCAAAUUUAUGUAGCACUUUAUGCUUUGAAAAAUGUUUCCUUUACAACCGUCUUGAAGGGGAAAGGGACAGGAUUAUUGUUUACAUUUGCAAAAGAGGAAACUGAGUCAUAACAUUAUUCAGUCGUCACACUGUCAGAGUUUGAAGAGACCUCAAAGACCAUGUAUUUCAACUUUAAUCUGAAAAAGGAACGCCCUCUACAACCUACCAAAUCCAAACAGCUCUUUGUUUGGAAACUUUGAGUGGGGCAGGGGCAGGAAUCAAGACUCACUAAGGUAGUCUCUUCCACUAUGGGACAUCUAAAUGGCUUCCUGCCAACUGUUAUUGAAUAACUGAGGAAACAAUCCAAGCAAUACAAUUUAUUAAUACAGGCAUAAUAAAUGGGUAAACAGAUUCCUCAGUCAGUCCAAAGACCCUGACCACAGAAUGAGACAGAUUUUUAUGUAUUAAAAACAAUCAAAUAAGAACAAUUAAUUAAAAGAAAACAAUUAACCAGGAUACAAAAUUAGGUAAUCUGAUUUCUAAUUGGAGGAAAGAUUAGGGACUUUCCAGUUUGGGAGGGGAGAGGAUGAACAAGUGCAAUUCCCUGAAAUCAUAAAAAGAGGUGUCCAGGUCCCCCAAGUAUCUGUAUUCAAUCAAAGGAACAUGGAAACAAUAAUUGAUUGACCAGUACAAAGCCAGUUUUUAGAUAAGACAUAUGGGCUGCUUGAGUUGCAUAAUUAUGAGAAAACUCCUUGCAUCAAUCUUUGGAUCUGACUGGGUUUUUUGGUCAACAAAACCUACAUCCUUAGUUAGGGGUCUCUGAGCAACAGGUAGAGGUGGUCCAGCUUCCCAACCAGUAAGGGCCAGAUUCAAGCAUUGCAAAAAUAAAGUUUUCUCACAAUUCCCAUAACUGAAUAAAGUUUUCUCACAAGACAGGAAUUGGACUAGACCCAUAAUUGAAUAGAAAAGGAAAUGAAGGCAAUCCCAAAGGACUCAUAAUGAAGCAUACUAUCCACCUCCAGAGAAAGAACUGAUAUUGCUUGAAUACAGACUGAAGCAUGCUAUUUUUCACUUUCUUUCAUUUUUUCUUUUAUUCAAGUCUUCUUAUACAAAAUGACUAAUAUGGAAAUGCUUUGCAU
Molecule: messenger RNA, 4522 nt
Organism: Trichosurus vulpecula (common brushtail)
Lineage: Eukaryota; Metazoa; Chordata; Mammalia; Diprotodontia; Phalangeridae
Gene: SSPN
Product: sarcospan
Exons: 4
Coding region: 1-1101 (366 amino acids)
Cellular component (GO): dystrophin-associated glycoprotein complex; sarcolemma
Source: RefSeq, a predicted model, not a curated record